AUGGGAAGCAAACUCUAUGUCGGGAACCUCAGUUUUGAGACAACUGCCGAGGAACUCACUUCUGUCUUUGGAGAAUAUGGCUACGUUAUCGAAUCUGUUAUCGAGAAGGACAAAAAAAUAGAUCGAAGUCGGGGCUUUGGCUUUGUCACGAUGAGCACCCCGCACGAAGCGGUAGCUGCCAUUAAUAGUCUGGAUCACUACGAGUAA
This is a messenger RNA of Aspergillus calidoustus, 207 nucleotides long. The record is from the annotation of a GenBank genome assembly. Lineage: Eukaryota; Fungi; Ascomycota; Eurotiomycetes; Eurotiales; Aspergillaceae.